Messenger RNA from Rotaria sordida, 279 nucleotides. The record is from the annotation of a GenBank genome assembly. Lineage: Eukaryota; Metazoa; Rotifera; Eurotatoria; Philodinida; Philodinidae.
AUGUCGAAAUUACGAACAUUAGCAGUGACAGAUUCCUAUCAACAUUUAGAACUUAUUGAUCAAAUUCCAUCAAUUACAAAUUUAACAAUUCCAAAUUAUAUUUCAAAUAGUUAUCAUAUGGAAAUGUCAUUUGUAUUACUCGAAAUCUUAAAGGAAGCAUCAAAUUUAUCAUCAAUCAGAAUUGCACCACAUAUUUUCAAAGCAUUAUUCGAUGAUAAUGGUUUACAAAAGUAUUUAAAUAAAAUGAUUCGAAAAGGCAACAAUUUAUUUGCUAAGUAA